AAGGGAUACUUUUUUUCUAUUUUAAUCCAAUUGUCCUUAUCGCAAAUGAAAAAUCUGUGUUAAUGUCAUGGAGUCAUGAUGGGUCGAUGGGGGCUUUGCCACAGUGUGAUCGGAUAUGCCUUUUGCAGCAGACAAAUUAAGGUUUAGCAGCAUAGUAGAAGUCUUACGUUUCAAUCCAACUGAACCGGAAAGGCAAGGAUUCAAGCCAGGGAACUUUUGUGCUGUACUGGUAGUGAGGUUCGUUUUGUCAUGGUGACAGCAAUAGGUGACUGGUGGUGACAAUAGGUGACAUACAGAGACCAAAGUCAUUAUCUUGAUUGAAGGACACGCAACUUGAGACCAGGCAAACCAGCAACAUGAGCAAACUCAAGGGAAAGAAAAAGAAGGGGCCUAGCAGCAAGAAGAAAGGUCUAACAGAGGAUGACUUCCUAUUUGCACAAGAAGCGACGCAAGCUCUGACUGCAAACAUUGAUGAAUUUGAUGAAGUCCAACAGACCUCCACUCUGCAAACUCUACAGAACGUCGAUAAUUUUGAUGAAAUCCAACAGGCCCCUUCUCUGCGACCACCGUUACGAGCGGCUCCCCAGUCCCAGACAGUUUCAAGUAUGUCCUUGGCCACAAAAAGGGUUUCAAGUAUGACCCUGGCCCCACAGAAAAGACAGAUCCCAGCACCACCAUCACUUCAGGAUUUUAAUAAUACGAGCAUCGGCCUUAUUCGCCCACAGUCAGCUGUUUCAGAACCUGACCCUGUUGAUAUGAGUUGGGAGCAGCUCUUCACAGGCCUGGAUGUUAAGACAUACUAUCCACUGGAAUCAUUUAAGGCUAAAAUCCAGUAUGUGGACGCCUGUCUGGGGCAUGUGGACUUUGGAGGAAUAGACCAACUGACUGACAGCACCUUCCGAGUGUUGUACAGCGCCCUCUCUCAGUUCAGUGGAAAACUGCACACCAUAGACUGUGAGGGCUGUACUCACCUGACUGAUGCAGGUGUCUACUGGUUGGCCAGGUGUGGUCAGGUGGGCGGACUCGAGGAGGUAAAGCUCAGAGGCUGCAGACAGCUGACAGAAGCCUCCAUCUUACAUCUCCUAAAGCACAGCCCAGGACUGGGUGUCCUGGAUAUGAGCUUCACCUCUGUGUCCUCCCUGUCUGUCUUCGUGGAGAAGGAGUAUACGCCAAGAGGGUUUCUCAAAGUGGACUUUACCGGCUGUCCGCUCGUCACCCCUCCUGCAAGUCAAGCCAAGGGCUUGGAGUCAUUUCAAGACAUUCUAAGCUUCUUCCAAGAUAGAGGCAAUGAGAAUCUGGUUUAUAAGGCACCCCAGUACAGAGUUGUCAUUGUGGGAGACUACACUCCAGCCGCGGCACAACUGUUGGUGUCGCUCCUGCCAAAAGUCUCCAAACUGUCCAACCCCCCACUGCCGGGACAGAUAGAAGUGUACCAGGACUGUGUGCUGCAGCACGGUGGGAAGAAACGCACUCUCGAAAUCGUUUAUUGCAGUCCUGAAGAGUUGAACAGUGCCCUGUUUGUGAAUGAGGGGACUAUGUUUGUGGUGAUCAGUAAUGGUAGGAGCACAUGUACUAGGGGUGCAGACAUCAUCAAGGGCAUUUGGGCAAAGGUCCCCAAAGCACCCUGCCUCUUGGCUCAGUUGUCAGGAGAAGAGGAGUCGUCUACAUUUGACAUGACCUCAGCUGUGGAGCUAGCCAGGGGGGCUGUCCACACCAUGGAAGGGAGUAUAGCCGGCAUGGACUUUAACAGUCAGUGCAAUUUUGGACAGAGUUGCCAACAAAUGAUUGACCUGAGGCAGGCGAUCAAGGUUAUAUCUGUUGAUGAAUCACAGGGAGCAGAAAAGCUACUUGUGGAAAUUCAGGAAAUGAUGGACACAGCAGACAAACUGUGGCCUCAGUUCAAGAGUCAGUCCCCGGAGUUUCACGAGUUUCUCAAGCAUCUCAAGGCCGUUGCUCUCAAGCAGAAAAUUCUUCCGCUGGAAACGCUUGUGAAGGAGCUACCCAAGAAGUGGCUGGGAGAUGGCAUACUGGCAUAUGGGAAGGCACUGGAAGUGUUACACAAUAUGGGUCAGGUGUUCUACCUUCCCAUGCUGAAGGACCAGCCAGUCAUCCUGGAUGUUAAGUGGUUUGUACAGACUGUUAAAGAGGUGUCCACGUCCAAACUGUUGGUGCCAAUCGGACACAAUCUGGAUGGAUUUGCACCAGACGUGAAUGUCAUCCCAGAGAGUGCUUUGUCCACCCUCUCAAAUGUCACAGGAAACAAUUUGUCACUUGCAACUAGAGUCCUGACUGAUCUCGGGAUCUGCAUCUGCCCAUACAACCUUCCUGGAGUCAGUGCUGAUGGUGCUUUGGUGCCCUAUGCCAACAUUCCUGCAUCACCUGUAGUGGCUUUGGAUCAGUUUUGGCCUGUGAAGGCCUCCCCAGAUGACCUGGAGAUGACUCAGCACUAUCACAUCCUCCCCGCCCCUCCCCCGGGACUGAUGGCAUCACUGCUGUCCGAGUUCAGCCAGCUCGGGGGCUUGUCCCUGGUCUGGAGGGAUGGGGUCAUCUUCCAGAGGGGGGCAGUGGAGGUGCUGGUCCAGAUAGACAAGAAAGAUGUACAUGUGGGCAUUCCAAUAGUGGAAGCUGAGAAGUUGGACUUGCAGAAAUCAAAGGCUGUAAAGACGGAAGAAGCUGUUCAAAAGAGUGUCGUUAUCAGUUUUGCAACAAAAGACCUUCGUCGUGUGCAAAAUAUUGCAACAGAACUUACAUCAAAGGGGUAUGUGGUGACCAUGGAUGGUAACAACUCUGUAACAGACACAGUGAACAUGGCUGCUGUAGUCCUCAUGUGCAUCACCAAUGACUACAAGGACACAGGACGGUGCAAAAGAGUGGCGCAGCUUGCAGCAGAGUUAGGAGUACCCCUGAUCCCCAUCAAGCUGCAGACUGACGUAGUGCUGGACGAUUGGCUGCAACUUGUGAGCAACAAGGUUCUCAUCAACAUGACGCCCACCCAAGACUGGGGCUGGGCUGUAGAGACUUUAACAGGCGAGCUGGGAAGCUUGGGGAAGAAGGUUGCCAAUCCUCGGAGCAACUUUGUACAGCCAAAGAAACUGAAGGACACACAAACGCUAGGAGGCCCAUACUUGACUGUAGCAGCCAGGACUCAGAAGCCCCAGCCAGGCACGGACGUUGGUUGGGUUCAGCAGAUCUUCCAUAGCUGCCUGACUGUAGUGGAGUAUGUUCUCAGGACACAGGGACUCUCUGCAGUUGUGACCAUUCCCUGUCCUCAAUGCGUGGCAACUGAGAAGAAGACGGUCCAUGAAUUCCAGAGAGACAUGCUCAAAUCCACCAAGGUGGUGGAAUGUCCCAACUGUGGUCUACAGCAAAGUGCAGACAUCUUGAAUGGAGAUUCUGAAGCAGUUUUUCUUUCCAACCACAUGUGGCCAAGCAAAGCCCUUCCUGAAGGUUCCCAGAAGUUCCUUGGAGUCAUAGAAGGAAACAAAGACCUGUGUGUGCCUUGUGGUGUUACCAGGGAGGUGGCCAGUAAACAUGGGCAAAUUCAGAGCAUGAUAACCCCAACCUUUGGGCACGAGUGCCAACUGUACCCAACAAGAAGACCAGAUCAGCAACUGAAAGAAGAGGACAAACAAGGAUCACUCUUCCAUCCCAGCCACAAGAUGGAAGUCAUCAGUGCCCAGCUGCUGGAUCCAGAGGGUUUCAGGGACUUUGAGGUCUUCCCAACUGAUGGAGCCGACAACUUGAACCUCACAUUUGGAGUGAGAAGUGCAAAGGGAAAAAUCAGCAUGACAGUGAAGGGUACAGAGGUCUCCAUAGCCAUGCCUGAUUCCCCUAAUGGUACAACUUACCAGACGGACUCACCUGCAGCCAUAUAUGGGGUGAAAGUGGAGAAUGCAGACCAAUUUGAUCCUUCUGAGGAGGAGAAUCUUGCAAUAGAGCCUGAUGAGCCAAUACAACAGGUGCCUGUGCAGAUGUUCAACAAUAAAUGGCAAGCAACAAUGAGGCUGGAAUCAAAGGACAAGCAGAACCCCACCAUGAUCUGUGUCAGCACAGUCAUGAAGGUUGAACCUCCCUCCGCCGAACACAAGAAAACCAGAGUUCAUAUCCACUUUGAUGGAUGGACGGACAUGUUCGACUACUGGGCAGAUGUGGAUGACCCCGCCCUUCAUCCACUUGGGUACUGCAAGGCCAAUAGGAUCACGCUUCAAAAGCCUCAUGGUUAUUCAAGACAGUUUGAUUGGGAACAGUACCUGAAGGAAGAGAAUGUUGAACCUGUGCCAUAUGCCUUAUUUGAUGAGACCCAGAAGGAAAACAGCGAGCCAUUUUUGUACGAUCCCGACGAAGGGCUGGUCAUCUUUUCUUCCGAGGAGGAACAACAGCAGGCUCUUGCAGGAUUUGUUAAAUCUGGUUCUCAACUACUAACAAGGAAAUGCAAGGUAAUCCUGACCAGAAAUGGCCAGACAUUGUCCUCUGCAGUUACAGAGGGGGAGAUCCGUGUGUUCCUUUCCUACUCUGCAUUGUCCCAGGGUUCUUCAGGAUCAUGGUUGGACAAAGACCAACGACUGGUUCUGGCCAGCCAUACCAUGCAUUCGGGAGGGUCUGCUGUGUCCGUCCAACACUUGUUUUCCUCUGCGCCGCUCCAAAUCGGGAUGCGGAUGGAAGCUGAUGACCCUCUGGGCAGUGGAGAAGCCAAAAAUCACCUUGUUUGUGUGGCAAACAUCAAGGAUAUGGUCACAGAGGCAGAUGGGAGACAGAAGAUUGAGGUCCAUUUUGAUGGCUGGACUAACAAGUACAACUACUGGUGCUACACAGACGACCCUAAGAUACAUCCCAUUGGUUACUGUGCUUUCAAGGGCAUUAACCUGCAAAAACCUAAGGGUUACUCAGGCACAUUCGAAUGGGACAGCUAUCUAGACAAGAUAGAGAAGGAAUCAGUGCCGUACAGGAAAUUCAAUAGUGAACAGACCAAGGGCUGUCCACCGUAUGGGAUGAGUACAAAAGCCAAGAAGGGUUCCAAGGCAAGUGGAACAUCUACCAAAGUCAUCGCAUGCAUGGACUAUGGCAAACUGGUACCUCAAACCUCCGAUGUCUGCAAGUUUGUGGAAGCCUACCAGUCCAAGAUUCUGUCUCCGAGGCUGCUCCCUGAGAACCCCACGUUUGCUGUCCUGCUGCCUGAACAGCUGGACCUCCAACAGCUGCUGUACCCCAGCCGCCGGGCAGUGCAGGGCGGACAGGGGCAGACGCUCCACGUGUUGUGCCCUGGGGAACUGCAAUACCAGAACAUCCACCUGGUUGGGACAGCCAAUGCUGUCACACUUGGACAGCAAUCUGAUAAAGUCCAGGGAAUGCUGUCCAAGCUGCUGCUGUUCUGUCACAGCCUCAUCACUUGUAGAAAGGUUUUCCUUCCACCAGACCUAACAGCUCUAGUGAAGGAGGAAGUGACAGAAGACUUGGUGAUACGCGCCCUUGCAAGACUCCUGUCCAUGUAUGCCUCAGCCAGCCUUCUUGCAUCCUACCUACAAGGAUAUGACUUAAAUCAAGUCACAACAAGCAUGGACAAGUGGCUACCACAGGAGAUGUCAGCCAUCAAGGACACGGUUCUGGCAGGCAAGGCUGUGAAUGGAACGAAUGGUCAGUGGCUGUGCCCUGGUCACCAGGCUGCCUGGCACAUCAACGACAGCUCCCUCCAAGCCUUCCCCCUACAAGAGUUUGCCUCCUAUGCAAGUACCAUCAGCACACUGACAUUCGAAGCCAACGGGAUACAGUCUCUACCAGACAACUUCUUCACAUCGUUUCUGUCCAUCCGCCAAGCCAACCUUUCCUCCAAUCAACUCCAAGGCCUUCCUCUUGGCAUCGGAAGUUGUCAGAAUCUCGAAUCACUCUCAGUUAAUCACAAUUCAAUCACCAACCUCCCAACUGACUUCCAUAACUGUGGUAGCUCACUGCUAGUAUUGAAGAUCAGCGGAAACCCCAUGGACAGCCUCCCAACUCCUCUGGCUAACUUUGGACAGUUGGAGGAGCUCCAGGCAGCAAGCAUGCAACUGAGGCAGCUGCCUGACGACAUCAAAGGCUUGAAGAAGCUGAAGAUCUUGAAUGUCUCGUCAAAUCCCCUUAACGAACUGCCUGCUUCCUUCUGUGAGCUGAAGAAGCUAACACAUCUUGAUAUUUCUGGUGUGCCAUGGAUAGAGCAGGAACAGGGGAAGGCAACUUUGCUGUCCUAUGAAGCAUUUCUAAACUUCACAAAGAAGCAUGGCAUAUUUUCUUCAGUUUCAGAAAAGGAACUGAGGGAAGUCUUCACAUCCUGUGAUAAUGACAAGAAUGGACUACUGGAUGAAGGGGAGGUGCCAAAGUUGAACGCACAACUUUUCAUCAUGUUCCCCAGGUUUGGAGCAGAGAGCACAACAGAUGAUGAUCUGGGAGGGAUGCCAGAACAGAUCUUUGCCCUGGACAGUCUGGAGGAGCUGCACAUGAGGUACCAGGCCCUGCGCAGGGUGCCGGCUGAGGUGAAGAGGCUGGAGAAUCUGAAACAGCUCAGUCUGCAGCACAACCCCAAACUGGAGACACUUGCAGCUGAGUUAGGGGGACUGCAACUGAAGGGACUGCAGAUCUCCAACUGUCCAACGUUGAGGACCCCUCCAAGGGAGAUUGUUUCCAGGGGCUUCUCCGCUGUCAUGGCUUACCUGGCUAGACUGUUGUCAGGCUCGGUGGAGUGUAAGAGGACUAAGCUCAUGUUUGUGGGCCUGGGAGGAGCUGGCAAAACAAGUCUGAUGCGGGCCCUGAUGAGUGGCAACUACGUUACCCCGGCAACCGUCGGAGAGGCCAUCACUGACGGAAUCGACAUCAAGACCUGGGAGAUCAAGCAGGGUGCAUCCAAACUGUCCUUCAGUGUGUGGGACUUUGCUGGACAGACUGUGUACUACAACACUCAUCAGUUCUUCCUGUCCAACCGUGCUGUGUACAUGCUGAUCUGGAACACACGACUGGGGCAUGAACAUGCUGGCCUGGACUUCUGGCUCAGCUCCAUCGAGUGCCAUGCACCCAAGGCUCCCAUCUUUGUCAUUGGAACUCAUGCUGACCAAGUCACCAAGUCCGAGUUGCCUAUGGAGGAGUUGAGCCGCAGGUAUAGCCAGAUCAAGGGGUACUUCUGUGUCAGCUCACAUACUGGACAGGGUGUGAAGGAGCUGCAUGACAAGCUGAUCUCGGUGACCCUGGAUGAACCCUACAUGGGUGAGAGGAUCCCACAAGUCUGGCUCAGCUUUGAGCAGGCUGUCAUCAAGGACCGUAAGAAGCAAAGUGUGCUCCCCUGGGAGGUGGUGGCCAAACAUGCCAGUGGUGCCGGCAUCUUCGACAGGAGUGAGCUGAACCAGGCUGUCCAGUUUCUCCAUGACCUUGGCACCCUGCAGCACUUUGACAAUGAGUACCUGAAGGACAGAGUUGUCAUCAACCCACAGUGGAUCGUUGAUGUCAUGGCCUGUGUGGUGUCUGUCCACACAACGGCUAUCAAGGAGGGUCGGUUUGAGCACAGGGAUGUGUCAUUGGUGUGGCAGGAUUACCCAUCAGACCUGCACAACUGGCUCCUCCGCCUGACUGAGGAGUUUGACCUCACCUUCCCUCUCCCUGACCAGCCUGUCAAUGUGGUACCCUGCCUGCUACCGGACAAGGAGCCUCAGUACAACUGGCCAGAAGUUGAACCCCCAUGCCAUGAGACCAAGAUGCUGUACAGGUUUGACUAUCUGCCAGCUGGGCUCUUCAACAGGGCUCAGGUCCGCUUGUGCCAGUACUCGGACAGUUCAGCAGUGUGGAAGCGAGGCUCUCUUCUCAGGAAGAACAAACACCUGGCUCUCAUCCAGCAAACAAGGGGUUCUGAGCUCCUGGUGAGAGUACAAGGGCCCCGACCAGAGAACAUCUUGUUCCUGGUACAUGAAGUGUUUGAGGCCCUUAUUGCUGAGAGUUUCCAUGGUGUGCAGUACGACUUCCUCAUUCCCUGUCCAGACUGCAUCAAAGUGGGUUCCCUGGAUCCCUACAUGUUUGCAGCCUCGCUGGUGAGGAAGGCAGUUGAGCUGAAGGCUCCCUUCCUACAGUGUGGCACCUACUUCCACAUCGUGUCCAUCACUGAGCUACAAGCCAUCAUGCCCCCAACGUCAGGCACAGACUUCCACAUGCACCUGGAGAACGCUGUGAGAGACCUGCAGAAUCUCCACAUCACUCUGUCCACUGAUGUCUUCAUCACCUUCUGUCAGGACAACGUCCCAGCUGACUACGACGACCGUCGGGCAGUUCACCCGGCCAGGAUCAGGGACGACAUCCAGGCUGCAGGAUACACAUGCUGGUAUCAAGAAGACCAGAAUGACCUGGAUGUCCAGGACUUGGCAGUGGCCAUGAAAGAUGCACAGGUGACAGUCGUAAUGAUGUCUGACGAGUAUGAGAGAUCAGACUCCUGCCGUGCUAUCAUCCACUAUGUGAGGUCAACCCUGAGGAAACCGGUUAUACUGAUAGUGGUUGGAAAAAGUUGGAACUGGCAGAAAACUGACACUGGCCUUCUACUGGCACACAUGCUGUACAUCAACAUGCAGGACCCCAAACUCUACAAGGACAAGAUUGCUGAAGUGUUGAGCCAGCUUGAGAUGAAAACAACCAAGAAACAGACCCAACAGUUCCCUCCCUGCUUCAUCAGCUACUGCUGGGCCAACUCUGAGGAUGCGUGUAAGAUGGGGCAGGUCACCAGACAUCCAGGGGCUGUGGGCAGAGUUGAUCCUCGCCAGCUGAAAUCACACCUUGAACAGAAGGAUGUCAAAUGCUGGAUGGACAUUGAACGUGUGGGCAAGGCAGGACUGUUUGAGGACAUUGCAGAGGGGUUACGACAUGCCAAGAUGGUUGUGGCCUGUGUUUCAGAUGAGUAUGUGCGUUCCAAGAACUGUCAGAUGGAGUUCCGUUUUGCUGCUGUGACCCUGCGGCUGCCCAUUGUCCUGGCUGUGGUGGGGACCGGCUACCAGUGGGAGUCUAGUGAGUGUGGUAUGCUGAGCCUUGGCUUCAACAAGAUAAACUUCCAACAUGGAGGAGAGGUGGAGAUGGACAAGUUAGUGGAGUAUGUGCAGGAGAAGUGCAAGACUGAUGAAGAAGCCACCAAUGACAACACUGCUGAAGAGGACAAGUCUAGGAACAGUGCAUCAUUCCAGGAGCUGUAUGAGUUAGCCCAGAGGAAGUUCCUGAGACAGGUGGCUCACUAUGAGGAACUGCUGGACCUGCCUCCAUACCCACGACUGGUGGUGGUAGACUUCCAUCAGCAUCAGUGUUUUAGAGUCCUGUGUGAACAUGAACAGGGCUGGCACCUGUGCAGUACAGCAGGUGUGCCUGUACCAGGCUCCCAGGCUGAGCUCCAGAGUAAACUGAAGUCCUGGUCGCCUUACCUGGCCAGACUGUACGCCAUCCUCAAACACGGCCCUGUGCAGCUGGACGUCUUAACGGAGGAAGAGAAGGGAGACCAGUUCCUACAGUUCCUUGAAGAGCAUGUUGGAUCUAGUCUGGACUUCAACCUGCCAUUUGGUGAGUUGAUCAAGGCAGCUAUUGCAGCAGACACCGAGGGUACAGCAGGAGGACUGGCAAGAUGUCACCUGCCCAAUGGGAAGACAGUGUGGCUGUGUGAGCAGCACAGGCACAACGGGCGCCUCACCAUCCUGGACAGUGAGGUGGCGGCACCUGCAGCAGGUGGUGGUGAGCAGUCACAGGUUGAUGCUGACAUGCUUGAACAGCUCCAGAACCUGAACAUCAACGAUGUCCCUACGCCACAGAAACAACCGCAGAAACAGCCGCAGAAGGAUCAGGCACAGAAAGAUCAGCCGCCAAAACAAAAGACAUCUGCAGCCAAUGGUACUGGUGUAAAUCAGGAACCAACGAAACAAAAGUCGGUGGAGGAAGGCCCUAAAGCUGCAGCAGAAGCUCCUAAGAGGCCAAAGACAGCCAAGGAGAAGUUCAGGAGUGCUGUCAAUGCAGUCAGUGGUGCCAACAACCAGAGCAAGGCUUGCAGCCUGAUGUAG
Branchiostoma floridae (Florida lancelet) is the source of this 10034-nucleotide messenger RNA. RefSeq lists its product as uncharacterized. Gene Ontology annotation, biological process: regulation of DNA-templated transcription; signal transduction. Gene Ontology annotation, cellular component: nucleus. Gene Ontology annotation, molecular function: GTP binding; GTPase activity; protein binding. NCBI's taxonomy places the organism in Eukaryota, Metazoa, Chordata, Leptocardii, Amphioxiformes, Branchiostomatidae. The record is from RefSeq and is a predicted model, not a curated record.